CACACCGCUUGAGACACCCAAACGCCGCGGACAGUCGGCUCAAUCCCGGGGCGGGCUGGCGGGGAGGACACCGGUGCGACACACGGCACCCGGAGACAAGAGGGGGUUCGUGGGUAGACUGGCGGCCAGCUAUCGCCUCUUUUUAGGAUUACAACUCCUCUUGUGGGUCUUUUCUGGGGAGCGUGGGGCACAGCACACAGAGGGGGGACGAAGACAACACGCCGUGAGGAGGGGGCUGGAAAGCUGCCUUCCAGCCUGAAGGGGCCGGCGGCGCUUCGCCACACACCACCCUGGAUUUGCUAGCUUGUAUCCGCGCGGCUAAGUGAAUGGGAUGGAGCCGGGACCGUCUGGCGCUGUGCCCAUGGGGGUCUUCCCCCCACCCCUGCAGCAGGUGUUCCAUGCCCCGCGUCGGCCAGGAAUGGGCACCGUGGGCAAGCCAAUCAAGCUGCUGGCCAACUACUUCGAGGUGGAGAUCCCCAAGAUGGACGUCUACCACUACGAGGUGGACAUCAAGCCGGACAAGUGCCCGCGGCGAGUCAACAGGGAGGUGGUGGAGUACAUGGUUCAGCACUUCAAGCCACAGCUCUUUGGCGACCGCAAACCCGUGUAUGAUGGCAAGAAGAACAUCUACACGGUGUUGGCGCUUCCCAUUGGUAGUGAGAAGGUGGAUUUCGAGGUCACUAUCCCGGGCGAAGGCAAGGACCGAAUCUUUAAGGUGUCCAUCCGUUGGCUGGCCAAGGUGUCGUGGCGCCUGCUGCAGGAAACGCUUGUCAGCGGACGGCUGCAGGUGCCACUCGACUCUGUGCAAGCUCUGGAUGUGGCCAUGCGCCACUUGGCCUCUAUGAGGUACACUCCAGUGGGCCGCUCAUUCUUCUCCCCGCCCGAGGGUUACUACCACCCUCUGGGCGGGGGCCGUGAGGUGUGGUUUGGUUUCCACCAGUCAGUGCGGCCUGCCAUGUGGAAGAUGAUGCUCAACAUUGAUGUGUCCGCCACUGCCUUCUACAAAGCCCAGCCAGUGAUUGAAUUCAUGUGUGAAGUUCUAGACAUCCGCAACAUAGAUGAGCAACCCAAAACGCUCACAGAUUCGCAACGUGUCCGGUUCACUAAGGAGAUCAAAGGCCUCAAGGUGGAGGUGACACACUGUGGUCAAAUGAAGAGGAAGUACAGAGUAUGCAAUGUCACCCGGCGUCCUGCCAGUCACCAGACGUUCCCCCUCCAGCUCGAAAGCGGGCAGACGGUAGAAUGCACCGUGGCCCAGUACUUCAAGCAGAAGUACAACUUGCAGCUAAAAUACCCCCACCUGCCUUGCCUGCAGGUGGGGCAGGAGCAGAAGCACACAUAUCUGCCUCUUGAGGUGUGUAACAUCGUAGCAGGCCAAAGAUGCAUUAAGAAGCUGACGGAUAAUCAGACGUCCACCAUGAUCAAAGCCACCGCUCGCUCAGCGCCGGAUAGACAGGAAGAGAUCAGCAGGCUGAUGAAAAACGCCAACUUCAACCUCGACCCGUACAUCCAGGAGUUUGGCAUUAAGGUGAAGGAUGAUAUGGCCGAGGUGACAGGGAGAGUGUUACCAGCACCGAUUCUGCAGUACGGAGGACGGAACCGAGCCAUAGCCACCCCAAAUCAGGGGGUGUGGGACAUGAGAGGGAAGCAGUUCUACAAUGGCAUCGAGAUCAAAGUGUGGGCCAUCGCGUGCUUUGCCCCGCAGAAGCAAUGCCGAGAGGAAGUGCUUAAGAAUUUCACAGAUCAGCUAAGAAAGAUCUCUAAGGACGCGGGCAUGCCCAUCCAAGGCCAGCCGUGCUUCUGCAAGUAUGCGCAGGGAGCGGACAGCGUGGAGCCUAUGUUCAGACACCUGAAGAACACCUACUCAGGGCUGCAGCUUAUCAUUGUCAUCCUGCCUGGCAAAACUCCCGUCUAUGCUGAGGUGAAACGUGUAGGAGACACUCUGCUGGGCAUGGCCACUCAGUGCGUCCAGGUUAAGAACGUGGUAAAGACGUCCCCUCAGACCCUUUCAAACCUAUGUCUCAAGAUCAACGUUAAGCUGGGCGGUAUCAACAACAUCCUGGUGCCUCAUCAAAGGUCGGCGGUGUUUCAGCAGCCAGUUAUCUUCCUGGGAGCUGAUGUGACGCACCCACCUGCUGGGGAUGGCAAGAAACCUUCUAUCACUGCUGUGGUGGGCAGCAUGGAUGCCCAUCCUAGCCGGUACUGUGCCACUGUGAGGGUCCAGCGGCCCCGCCAGGAGAUCAUCGAGGACCUCUCCUACAUGGUGCGAGAGCUCCUCAUCCAGUUUUAUAAAUCCACCCGUUUCAAGCCCACCAGGAUCAUCUUUUACAGGGAUGGUGUUCCCGAAGGACAGUUGCCGCAGAUUCUCCACUAUGAGCUUCUAGCCAUCAGAGAUGCCUGCAUCAAGUUGGAGAAGGACUACCAGCCUGGCAUCACAUACAUCGUAGUGCAGAAACGCCACCACACACGCCUCUUCUGCGCCGACAAGUCUGAGAGGAUCGGAAAAAGCGGAAACAUUCCUGCAGGCACCACAGUGGACACCAGCAUCACACACCCCUUUGAGUUUGACUUCUACCUGUGCAGCCAUGCAGGCAUACAGGGUACGAGUCGGCCGUCGCAUUAUUACGUCUUGUGGGAUGACAAUCGUUUCACAGCCGACGAGUUGCAGAUCCUAACCUACCAGUUGUGCCAUACUUACGUACGCUGCACCCGCUCCGUGUCCAUCCCGGCGCCGGCCUACUACGCCCGAUUGGUGGCCUUCCGUGCCCGCUACCAUCUGGUGGACAAAGAGCAUGACAGCGGGGAGGGCAGCCACGUGUCAGGCCAGAGUAACGGUCGAGACCCCCAGGCACUAGCCAAAGCGGUCCAGAUCCACCACGACACCUUGAGGACCAUGUACUUCGCCUGAGCUGCAUUCGAAGCCACCCACAACUUCCCUCGCCAUGUCACGCAGCUCCUUACCACAACCACCUCACCCUCUUCCCUUUAUCCCAUGUGAGUGCCCACGAAUCAUCCUUCACAACCAGCCGCAUCGAUUCAAUCUUCAAAACACUCCAGCCUCAUCCACUCAAAAGGUUAUGAAUAUUAUUAUUAUUGUGGUUUUUUUUCUUUGUUUUUACUUGACUGUUUUAGUUGUUUCAUCGGUUUUAUGAUGUAAUAUUGUAUACUACCUUCACAAAUGCAAGUAAGUAUGCAAUAGAGAGGAAAGUAGAUGGUCCACAAUGCUGCCUGAACCCAAUCCAAGUCCGGAUGCCAGUGUUCCAAAAUCAUGAGGAUUCGGAAUCCUUAGCUUGCGUUUGUGGUUUUUAUUGUUUUAUUUUUGUACAAGUGAUGUUAUUCUUUUUAUAUUUUUGUUCCCAAACCCGCUUUGAGGUACAUUAGCACUUAGCGUUUAGCAUGUAGGUGCCUGCAGGUCGUAGGCUCUCGUCUUCAUUUUCGUAAGCGGACGUAGCAUAUCUUAGAGCCUUUAGCAUAGCAUAACAAUAGAGGGAGCAUUGCUUAGAACCAGGGGUGGGGAACCAUAUGAACUACCUUCUUUUCUGGUGGUCCACAAGUUCCCCACCCCCUUGUGUGUUAGACACUUGCACCCCAUGCACCUGAACCAGCAUUAUUAACCAGCCAAAAAAAGAACAACCAAUGGAAAAAGGGGCACUUGAACAGGGAGCUCGUUUUAAUUAUUUUUGUCAGCAUGAUCUUUAAGAAUUUACAAGGCACUUUUUUGGUUUAAUUUACUUACUGAUUUUUUUUAUUACUUCCAAAUAGCCUCAUCUUUGUACACUAAAACUCGCACACUAUGUACACAUUAGCUCUUACCUCACCGCCCGGACAGCAGAAGCACACUCAAGAACAUCCCUAUUCAAAUGCACUUCUUGCUCAAUACUCAUCAUCUGCCAUUGUGACCAUUCUCCCCCCCCUUUAUGUGCAUUUAUCGCUUGUCAAUCUCUCUUAGUGUGGGGUUUCCCAAAUUUGUUGAUCAUGAAUACAAAUACUAAAAAGUUAAAGACAAUUGAAUUUAACUUAGUAGGGGGUGUAAUUCACCAGUUUCACGUUAAAGACAAUUGAAUUUAACUUAGUAGGGGUGUAAUUCACAAGUUUCAGGAUACAGUAUUAAUUCUUUGGACAUCAAUAUAUUUAAUGAUAUUUUAAAGAACGCCACGAUUCGAUUUGAUUCCAAGGUCUUUGCAUGAACUUAUCCAAACAUUUAAUAAUCGGUUACAGUUUAUCUAAAGCAAUACCAAAUCCAAAGCAUUUUUGACGUUUUUGACAGUUUUAUUGCUGAAACAUUGGUUUUUAACGAACAGCAUAUGGCGGAAAACACUCAGGUGACUUGACGUUUCACUCUGAGACCCACAUUUUACCCAACUUUCAAAAUUGUCCGAUAUGCAUGUGUGAUACAUCCUUGGAAAACCUAAAAUCUCAAUUUUCUGGGGGAAGAAAAUUUUUGAACAUGAGGGCAUUUUAAAAAAAAAAAUGUUUUUUUAAACAGCAAAACCCUAUCUGGAGGUGAGAGCACGCCAGAGCAGAAUUACAGACGCUAUGACUUUAAUGAGAUAUUAUCGCGUACUUACCUUGUUUCGAUCCAAAAACUCCAUGUAGCAUGUAUCACUGAGUGUCAAGACACAGCUGUGAAUGGCCACAGCUGGAUUUUGGGGGAUUUUAUGGGUGAAACAUGGUAAUAUAACAGGGGUCGCGAUGCAGAAAUCACAGACAUCGAGAAGUGGUCGAGAUUUUCUUUUUUAUAGAUUUACCUUUUUAAACGUUUUUUUUCUUUCCAAUUUUUCUUUGUCUGGAUCGAUUAUUUAUCAUCUAACAUAUUGAAAAAAAUGUGACAGAAACAAACAAAAAAAAUACAAUUAAGAGAUAGUUAUGAGGUAGAUAUCCGUGACUUUUUUACAGACACCAUUUUUUUCAUUGUAAUGUCAUUUGUUUAAAGGUUUAAAAUAUGGGAGUAAAUAUUUUUUUUAAGUCCUUUUUUUUUUUUAAACGAAAUAUUAGACAUUAAUUAAUGUUUUAUGGCUGGGUUGGAAACAAAAGCGGUGCGUGACGUCUGUAAACGGGGGUUUUCAGGGUAAAACGGGCAAAUUAAAAAUAGUUCGGGGCUUCAUGCGCCAUGAAUCUGCUAUGGCAGCAUAUAGACAUAUUGUUCUGUCAAACACAACAGUUGUUUUGGCUUAAAAUACAGCAGUUUCUUUUAAAGAGGAGUGCAAGAGCAGAAACUGCUUUUUCAGUCUUGUCUGUGUUUCCCGCCAUAUCUAAAAGAUGAAGAUGUUGAUCGCUGUUUUGCGUUUCAAGCGAUUUGAUUGCAUUGCUGCUUAACCAGUUAAUGAAUCGAUAAGGAUCAUUCUAUCGUUAGCAGAUUUGAUUUGAUGUCUGUGAACUAUGCUAGCGUGAUGCCCAACUACGUUCCCGAUUUUUUUUGUCCAUCCAUUCACAUAGCAUAAACAAAUGUGACUCAUAGCUGAACGGAUUGCGUCAGUGAUGUAACACGCAUGCGCACUGUAACACGUCUCAUGUCCCAGUGUUUAUAAGAUAAGAUAAUCCUAUAUUGAACCCCAAUAGGAGCAAUUCCGGUAUCGCAGCAGCAUCGAAACACAUCGAGCCAAAAUAUUAAAAAAAACUAAAUAAAAGGUACCGUAUUUUUCGGAGUAUAAGUCGCACCAGACUAAUAAUGCGCAAUGGAGAGGAAUAACACAUAUAUAAGUCGCACCGGAGUAUAAUCGCAUUUUUGGGGGAAAUUUAAUUGACAAAAUCUGACACCAAGAACAGACAUGUUAUCUUGAAAGGCCACCUAGCUCUGAGCCCACGAUUAGCUUUUUUUGUUUUCUUUAUUUCAGUAAGAGUAACCUCAUUUCGCCAGUCCCUUUCUUGCGAACUCCAGACUUUCUUUCUGCUGCUCGAUGCUAAUUUUCAAAUGCAUUUUUGACUUGUUGCAGGUUGUUAUCUGCAGAAUAUGACUUUUGUUUCAGUGACAUUUUGUUCAGCCCUUCUAAGUUGUUUUUAUUUGUUUUUAUAAGUUACCGCUGUUGAAACACAGGCCUUGAGCCCCCUCUUGCGGUUAUUAUGAUAUAAUAAUGUGUUAAUGAUUUCGCACAUAAGUCACUCCAGAGUAUAAGUCGCACCCCCAGCCAAACUAUGAAAAAAAAACAGCGAUUUAUAGUCCGAAAAAUGCGGUAUAUACAACAAAAAUAAGUACCAGUGGAAUCUAAAGUGAUUAUGGAUGUAAAUGCAGUCUCUUCGGGAGGUCUCUGAAUUUUGAGGAUUCUAUACUACUGUAGCCAACAUUUUUCUUAACGUGUGAUAUCAACAAGCAUAAGGUACUGUAUUUUCAGCGCCUUCCUCCACCAUUGUUCGUCCAUGUAUGUUGUUUGUUUUGUCAAACAGUGCCUACGUUUUUCACCUGUUGAUGACGUUCGGGUCUCAUUCAUACUUACAGUAUCGCGUUCAUACUGCAGAGGUGACAGAUAUUCAACUUAUAUCCACACACGAGUGAGACCAAGUCAUAUUAAAAAAUCGGGAGGUGAACUAUUCACACUUGAAAAAAAAUCAGAUGCUUGUCAUCCAGUCAUGUGAAAAAAUCAGGACACCCCAUUAAAUAUUCAGGUCUUUAUUAAGAAAUGUUCACAUAUCAAUGUCUGAUCGUGUUUUUCUUUCUCUCUUGAAAAGAAAGUGAUUUAAUUGCGGGUAAACAACAAAACUUAACAUAGUUUUACUCAUUAAACCAAAUAUAUCAACAACAAUGCGUAUUCUAAAAGGAAAAAGUUAGGACACCCUACCACCUAAUCGCUAGUGUUACCCCCUUUGGCUGAAAUAACUUCACUGAGAUGCUUUUUUAUAACCAUGUAACAGCCUUUGACAUCGGUCUGAAGAAAGUUUGCCCCAUUCUUCAAUGCAGAAUACUUCACUACUUAAUAUCUGGGCUUUGACUCGGCCAUUCCAGGACUCUCCAUUUCUUCCUUUUCAGACAGCCCUUGGUGGAUUUACUGGUAUGUUAUGGGUCAUUGUUGUGAGAGAAUUUUAUUCAUGCUUGAAACACAACCAUUAUACAUCAUAUUUUGUAUGCUUUUGUCAUGCUUGCAUGAGAACAUUGUAGCAUAGAGCGUCAUUGUUAAUCUGUUUGAGUGUGCCUUUCCAUGGCCUUGAAGAUUGCAGACUGUAUCACCAUAUGCCCAAAUAUGGACUGUUAUGUUCCUAUGUUUUUCAAUAUGCCUUGAAUGAAUACAAGGGAGGACUGUGUUUUCUUAUCAUCGUUCUAGCCGGAACCAUUGCUCAAGGUCUCAGCUCAAAGAUGUUUUUGUUUGGAAAAAUACCCAGGUUUGUGAGAUGAUGAGUUUCGUUUCUUAGUAAGUUUAGUUUCACAGUGGGCUUCGGCACCACCCUUUCAGCAGUAUAAAUGUCCAGCCUCUAUUGUACUUCUUCGUACUUUCUGGGAGAUCACAGCUCCUGGCUGGGUCACAUGGGUUUAUACCUGAGAGCUCUUGUUCAUAAAGCCUUCGAAAAAAAGCAAUCCAUGUUUGGGGUCGUAUUCAUUUCUGUAAUCGAGCUAUCGAGGUAACACUUGUCUUGGAGUUCAAAGUUGAAUUUCCCUGACAAUUAUAAUGUUGCAGGGUCCAGUUUCGCUUCAGCUUUAAUUUUUUCAUAGAUGAUCUCACAUGUUCCUCAAGCACCGUUUGAUACACGAUAGAAUUCAUGGUGGAUUCUAUGAUGGUGAGCUGGCCAGGUCCCGCAGCAGCAAAGCAUCCCCAAACCAUGACACUUCCAUCUCCAUGCUUCACAGUUGGUAUGAGGUUCUUUUUUCUGGAAUGCUGUAUUGGGUUUACGCCAAACAUGUCCUCUGUUCUGGUGUCCGAAUAAUUCAAUUUUAGAUUCAUCUGUCCAAAGAACAUUAUUCCAGAAGUCCUGGUCUUUGUCUACAUUCACUCUGGCAAACUUCAAUCUGGCCUUCAUGUGUCUUAGAGAGCAAAUGUUUCCUCAUUGCACACCUCCCAUAAAGGUUAAACUUGUGAAGUAUCUUUCUGAUUGUAGAGGCAUGCACUUUCACAUCAACAAUAGCAAGAGCCUGCUGUAGGUCACGUGAUGAUAUUUUAGUUUUUUGGAGACUUUUCUGGAGACUGUCUGUUCUCGGGGUGAACUUGGUUGGACGGCCAGACCUGGGCAUGCUGGCAGUUGUUUUGAAUGUCAUCUACUUGUAGACUUCUCCGGACAGUGGAACGGCUGAUUUUAUAUUCUUUUUAGGUCUUUUGAAAUCCCUUACCAGACUCACAAGCGUCUACAAUCUUCUUUCUGAAGGCCUUAGACAGCUCCUUUGUUCUAACCAUGGGGUUUUCUCUCACAUCAACAGUCAGGGGCACACCAAACUAAAUGUGAAGUUUAGAUAAGGCAAGCAUCCUUCAAAACACUGGGUAAUGAUGUUUUAACCAUGUGCAUCUGAUGUGAUACACCCGUGUGUGAUUUUAGCUAUUUAAAGUGGGAUUUAAUGUGGGGGUGUCCUAUUUUAUUCCUCAACAGAAAUUGCAUUUAUUUAAAAUGACAUUUUACAGAAAGUUAUAAAAAAAUCUAUUUUUCAGUUUUAAUUGUUUAGUUUUAUUACUUGAAUCUCUCAUUUUUUCCCAAAUUGAUGAAAAAUAUGUUAGAAAACACACAGGCUUCCAUUGAGUGUCCUAAUUUUUUCACAUGACUGUAUAUGGGCAAUGAAAUAGCAUUUGAACUCCAGUGUCACCGUGGCCUCAUACAACUAAGAAAAUCAGUGUCAUAGAAAUUGCUACUAUUCUGAUCGCUUAUAAAUUUUAACUUUUAGUACUAUUCCGAUGCAGGAUGCUUAAGUAUUCUGAAUAACUCAAUGAAAUAUAGUUACAUUUUUCACCUUGGCACCUGCCACACAUUAACCACGGUACAGUCUGCAAAUUUCAUCUGCCCCUAGGCAAGGGGUCAGGUAGAUGAUUCCGUUCUCGCUCCCAAUACUGGAGUAGUUUGCUCGAGUAAAAAAAAAAAAAAAAAGGAUGAAAAUCCAACUAGAAAUUGAAGUGAUUCAUCAGCGCCCCCUACUGUAAGGAAUGUAUAGACAAUUUGGGAAACCCUUUUUUUUAUUUUUAGUGCGUGUCAGUCAAUUUCCCUUGGUGCUCCGUGUGCAUGGAUGGCACGGGUAAGGGGGUUGCGACAACUUAAUACACCCUGCCUUUUUAAAUAUUAUAAUAGUAAUAAUAAUGCAUGUAAUACGUUGUAAAACUGGAUUAUCUGAGCCACCUAAUUUGUUUUGUGCGGUGGGCAUUAUUUCCCGUUUGCCUCGAUUGUGAAAUGGUUACAAAAAAAGUUUUUUUUUCCCCCCACAACAUCGGUUGAGUAUCGUAUCUGUGGAGACUGAAGCCCCUUUCACACGGCCUUAAUUUUUUGUCAGAGGCACUCAUUUUUAAUGAUACCUGCUGCACAGUUAUUAAAAUGGUAUGAUCGAUCAGUCCAGCGGAUGACAACUGACAAUACGUUUGUUUUUUUGAAUAUCAGUUUAUUUAUUUUUGCGGGAUUUUCGCGCAAUAUCUCUGUGUGAAAGAGGCUUUGGUCCAAAUGUCACAUUGGUUGCCCUCCAGAUGCAUUUCUGGGGUUUUUAAAUCACAUUUGUGGACUCGAGUAAUCAAGAAAAAAAGCAUUUGUACAACGUUUUACCGAUCCGUCAUUGUGUUGAAAGUGAUUUGUACAUAUAAAUAUAUGAUAUUAACCUGUUAUGUAUUUUGGCUCACCACUCGCCAGGCCUUGUCAGAAUUUUCGGGGCCAAUACUCUCCCGCCGCCUAGUUCGUUCCCCUCUCUCCACAUAAUAAUGAUACAAUGUUUCGGGGUAUGUCCUUGCACCGCUGAAACCAGAUGCAGUUCUCACUCACUGAAGCCACAAAGCACCUUUCAAGAGGGGGAGAACAGGCGAGCGGGAGGGCCGGGUGGGGGAUUUUUUGGGGGGGAUGGUGUACUGUAAGUAUGACAGCCGGCAGCCUCACCAUCUGACUAAGCAAUAUCGAAGCCACUGAUCAAGAACAGUCCUUGUCAUAGCACUUCCCAAUAGAUUUGGAAUAAAAAGGACAUGGAAGCGUUACGCUCUUUUGGCUCUGUAUGUGAUAGUAGUAUUGGAAACUCUGUUGGGGAGGGUUAUUUUUUAAGAAGAAAAUAAAUUUGUUUUUUAAAUAA
Messenger RNA from Corythoichthys intestinalis (scribbled pipefish), 10165 nucleotides. It is a transcript of the gene ago1, whose product is annotated as argonaute RISC component 1. Gene Ontology annotation, biological process: regulatory ncRNA-mediated post-transcriptional gene silencing. Gene Ontology annotation, molecular function: miRNA binding; single-stranded RNA binding; protein binding. The record is from RefSeq and is a predicted model, not a curated record. The coding region runs from base 332 to 2908 and encodes 858 amino acids. The transcript is spliced from 19 exons. NCBI's taxonomy places the organism in Eukaryota, Metazoa, Chordata, Actinopteri, Syngnathiformes, Syngnathidae.